Eurytemora carolleeae is the source of this 1924-nucleotide messenger RNA. RefSeq lists its product as uncharacterized. The transcript is spliced from 7 exons. Bases 135 to 548 code for a protein of 137 amino acids. NCBI's taxonomy places the organism in Eukaryota, Metazoa, Arthropoda, Copepoda, Calanoida, Temoridae. The record is from RefSeq and is a predicted model, not a curated record.
CAGGAAAAAGUAGGGGAGGAGAAGGAGGUGUAAUUGUUAAUAUUGCUUCAAUCCUGGGACUGUUCUGCGCAGAACAACCGAAGGGGUUUCAGUACAACACUAGUAAGAGUGCAGUAGUAACCCUAUCCAGGUGUAUGGGUAAUAAGAGCUACUAUGAGAAGGAGAGGGUCCGUGUCUUAUGUCUGUGUCCAUCAGUAGCCCAGACUCCUAUACUGUCUGGAUGUACUGAUCAGGAGAUUGCAACUAUGAGUAAAGAUGUAGGCGGCAUCAUGAGCCCAGAUCAUGUGGCGAAUGCAUUUAUAUCUCUGUUAGAGGGAGGGAAAUCUGGUGAGGUCAUGGCGGUUUGGGUCAACUCGCCUCCUUACUAUAUUCCAGAUACUGGAAUGGCUCUGUUUAUCCUAUUUACAACCUGUGCAAUGAUUCUGUCCUGGGUACCAGGGGUUAAAACUGUCAGGAAUUGGCAGAUGGUUUUGGUGAUUUGCGGGAUUCUGUUCUCCUGGUAUUUGACAGGAUUACUUCUUUCAGCUGUUUAUAGUUUUAUUUUCUAGAUUUUAUUGUAACAACCAGAUUACUUGUGUUACAUUGUAAUUAUCUGGUUACUAUUUUGAAUAUCGAGUUAAUCAUGUUAACUCCUGAUAUCUUGAAAACUCAUAAUAGUAAAAUCUUGAUAAAUCCUGAUAUCUUGAUAACUCCUGAUAUCUUGUUAACUUCUGAUAUCUUUAUAACUCCUGAUAUCUUGAUAACUCCUGAUACCUUGAUAACUUCUGAUAUCUUGAUAACUCAUGAUAUCUUGAUAACUCCUGAUAUCUUGAUAACUCCUGAUAUCUUGAUAACUCCUGAUAUCUUGUUAUCUCCUGAUAUCUUGUUAUCUCCUGAUAUCUUGAUAACUCCUGAUAUAUUGAUAAAUCCUGAUAUCUUGAUAACUCCUGAUAUCUUGAUAACUCUUGAUAUCUUGAUAACACCUGAUAUCUUGAUAUCUCCUGAUAUCUUUAUAAAUUCUGAUACCUUGAUAACUCCUGAUAUCUUGAUAACUCCUGAUAUCUUGAUAACUCCUGAUAUCUUGAUAAAUCCUGAUAUCUUGAUAACUCCUGAUAUCUUGUUAACUCCUGAUAUCUUGAUAACUCCUGAUAUCUUGAUAACUCUUGAUAUCUUGAUAACUCCUUAUAUCUUGAUAACUCUUGAUAUCUUGUUAACUCCUGAUAUCUUGAUAACUCCUGAUAUCUUGAUAACUCCUGAUAUCUUGAUAACUCCUGAUAUCUUGAUAACUCCUGAUAUCUUGAUAACUUCUGAUAUCUUGAUAAAUCCUGAUAUCUUGAUAACUUCUGAUAUCUUGAUAACUGCUGAUAUCUUGAUAAUUAUAUUAUCUGUUCAGUGGAUAUUUUAAAAUCGAAGUAUAAAAUCUUCGUUAAGAUUAAACACUGAAAUGAAAUUCAGAUAAUUCUGUUCACAAUUAAAGAAUCAAUAUUUUGCUCGAAAAAAAUAUAAACAUUUUCAUACAAAUUUAUAUCAGUAAAACACAACAAAUUUACUUAACUUAAAAACUUUAUUUUCACAGAAUAAUUGUUUCAUGCAUCUCUGGAUGCAAUCUUUUGUAUGUUCAAAAUACAGGGUUACCCACAAAAAACGAGACUCAGUUUUAUAAUAUCUUCAUUUAUAAGUCUGCUAAAUGAUUGAGCAAGAAAGAAAAAUUUUAAGCUACAGCGAACUAUCACUGUAAGAGAAAAACUGAUAGAAUUCUAUGUAGUCUUCUGUUAAGUCUCAUCCUUUAUGGUUAUCCCUGUAUAAUAUGUGUGAAUGUAAAUAUAUAUAAAUAUUUUUAUAGAUGUUAUAUGCAUAUAAUGAUGUAUCAGCAAAUCUCUUGAUCAUAUCGUAUCUUGAACCCUGGACCAUGAUGUUCUAAAUAUUAAAACUAAAUUGUACUUUU